AUGACUGCUGACAGUGAGUGGCUGUACGGGGGUCCGAUCGAAAAUAAUCCGGCUUUAGAGAUAUCACCACCGAUCAAGAAGCAUCUUCAAACAACCUUCGUAAGAAAUCCUUUCACCACGAAACCUCGACUUCACAACAUCUACGACGAGUUUACUAAUGCCCCCCCAAAGCAUGAUAUAAAUUUCAAAUUCACUGAAGUCAAAAACAUCGUCGACGAAAUGGUGACUUCAGGGGUAGUGUUCAAGAUUCCAACCAUGUUCAAAAUGCAGCUCGACAAAGUCAAGGAGGAAGUAGAUGAGCUUCAUAAGGUAUUCGCCAUGGACGUGUACGAGGUGAAUAAGGAGCGCUUCGUCAAGUCGGAGGAAGGAAAACCGUAA
This is a messenger RNA of Letharia columbiana, 378 nucleotides long. RefSeq lists its product as uncharacterized. The record is from RefSeq and is a predicted model, not a curated record. The transcript has a single exon. NCBI's taxonomy places the organism in Eukaryota, Fungi, Ascomycota, Lecanoromycetes, Lecanorales, Parmeliaceae. The coding region runs from base 1 to 378 and encodes 125 amino acids.